AAAGUUCACGAUAUCCAGGUCAGACGUACUCAUUCUUAGUGGUAAUUUCGUUAGUGUCCGAAUACUGACCUUUUUUAUAUUUCACCUUUGUUUCAUUUAGCUUCAAUUGCUUGUCGUUAUAUAGCGGAAUGAACUACUUCUAAUUUAGUUGUUUACUGAUCUACAUUACCAUGAUGCUACAGUGUCUAGUAGUGUUGUUGCAUUGUCCUUGAAAUAUCCGGUUGUUUUCCUAAUAUAUUAAGCUGAAAAUGAGUCCAACAGUUGAUUGUUUGGAGUGUAAGUGACCUACAAACUGGUGUGCUCUGAUAGAAUCAUGUUUCUUUAAGUCAAUAUUCUAUGUAUGUUUAUCUUUUUACGUAAACAACAACCACACAGUCACGUAUAGUUGCGUUUAACUCCUGAAGAUGCACCCAAAGGGUUAUCCUGAUGUGUCAGAACCAGCUAGUAAACACCAUUGGUGUUAGAUGUAUGUUGUUGGGAGCUGGCCAUUCAUUUAAUCAAAUGGCGAACCGUUGCCAGUUAUAUUGGUUAAGAUGUGCUACAGAAGUCCCUCUUGGUCCACAGGCAACUACGAUCUGACAUCGUUAUAUCGUUUUCGCUAGUGUUUUUUAUUCUUAACCGUUAGUCUUGACAACCACCAACUUCAGUCAUUAGUAGAGAGAUCAUGUGACAUAGCAAGCCCCUAAGGUAACUCGACGAUAGGCAAAAUAAACCAGGUUACUAUCAUUGUUGAAAAGGUUCAUUUGAAGACUAAACCUUGUUCCGAAGCACAUGUUUAAAUUCUGAUGAUGCUUUGAUGCAAAGAUGCGUCUGCUUGCGUCUUACUGGACCCAUAAAAUUCAUAGCAGAAAGAACUUAGAAUUCAUUCACAGAAGAAUAAUCAAAAUCACCUCUCAGGAAUACCAUUAUAAAUGCCUAGUCGACCAUUAAAGGGAUGUUCACCCUGAUCCAGUUUGGUUUGAUACCGAAUCAGCUGCAAAAAUAGUGCCAUAUAUUAGUGACUUAAGCAAAAAGGCCAGGUGAAUCAGUGAAUUUCGGUGGGAUCUGAAUUUAUAAAAAUCCUAUCAGACCCCAAACACAAUGAAAACUUAAACAUAUACUAACAAGGGUUCUACUUAGUGAAAAAAAGUAUUGUCCACACUACUGCAAAUCAAAACGAUAUGAAGAAACUUUUAAGGAACGGUUCAACUGACCCCCAUCUACCCUAUGGUUACCUGCUAUUACCAAACAAUCUGGGAGGUCGGGUUCGGCCUUCAUCUGUAAUCAUUGUAGGAAGUAAUGUAGUUGCGCGUGUUGACCACUUCACUUAGGAAUUUCAUUAGUUCCGGUGGAUUAGCAUUUGAUAAAAUCUCCACGGAUUCAGAAGACUUGCUUGGCGUUUGCAAACUUGCGUCACUUGCAGUGGGUAAUCUAGAUUUCCGUCUACUAACAGAUUUUUGAACACAAUCUUCAUCCGCCUACUGUGUUUUACUUAGUGUAUGUGAAACGGUCUUUAAAAGUAAGUAGUGAGUUACUAGUCUAGGGUCAUAGGUGUCGGAAGUAUUUAUCAUUUUUGUUAGGACUACCAAGUGGCCAAUGUUAAGGUUAUGCGUGGAGUGCUUGACUUAUAUGUCAAGUCGGUUGAUGUUUUGAACCUCAUAUUAUCUGAAGAGUUUACAAGAACUACUACGUAUCCUUUACUUUGCUUACCUAAACGCCCAAUGUUUGAUGAGUUGGAAAUACGUUAGAAGUUAGGGGCUCUCAGACCAAGAGUAUGAACUGAUUGGCUGUUGAUCUGAGCCAUAUUGGUAGUUACGGAAGUUUUGGUCCGAACGAUCAUUUUGACCAUUUUUCGGAAACGUGGGGUGACGUGACCCGAAAUCAGACGCAAAUGGGCUCAUUCUCGGGCUAAUGUAGUUUGGUAACUCGAACCAGUUCAUGUUUCUGCCUGAAUCUGCGUCGCGUUGAUUCCCCUCCAUUGUAAAGGGGGAUGAGUUAGACCAGUUUGGUUUUGUCUAAGAUUUCUUUUUCUACUUGUUUUUUCUAUAAUGCUACAAUUGUACGUAGUUUUUCAAGCCACCGAUUGCAAUCCUUCACUGUUACCCAACCAGCAGUAUAGAAUAACAGUAUCAAAGUUUUACUGAGAGAUAAUUUUUUACUUGAAUGGAUUAGUCUCAGAAUUAUAAUUUGAAAAACUGGUCAAUAUGCUUCAGUUUAUGCAAAAGGAUCUCUAUUUUAACGACAACUGUCAGAAUAGCUUUUACUUUCCAGAGCGGUUUCGUAUAGAGUACUACCACCAUAAUGUUGAUUUUCGUACUUUUCUGUCUUCAGUUACCUUAUAUAUGUGUGCUAAAUUUUAAGUACCAUCCUUUAGUUACUUAAUAACGUGAAAAAUACUGUUUUGAUAUAUUUUUCUUUUUUAUUUCGUAUUUAUUUAGACUUAAAUAUGCCUCGUAACUUCAGUCUUCAACCCGAAAGAAAGAGCCGUAUGACUGGAAUCCCUUCUAAUAUCAAAGCAAGGACUUCAUCUGUUGGUCCACAGGAACAAAAACCUGUUAACCGCGAGGUUAAAUCUAAAGCAAAUAUCACUAAGAUGAUAGGAAGUUUAAUCCAGUUUCUGGAAACCACCGACUAUUCGAAUUCCCUUUCUCCCAAAAUCCUCCAUUCACCCAACUCAAAAGAAAUAUUUUCAAUAUUCGAACAUCUUGUUCGACAAAUUGAACCCUCCUUUCGUAUUGAAAACGGCGGAAUGAAAGCGGAAGAAGUUUGUCUAAAUUAUCUUAAAAUUCUAGGCUAUCCAAAUAAUCUUAGUAAGCUUCAUUUAUUAGUACCUGGUGCUCCUCAAUCCUGGAAUUCAGUUUUAGCGGCGUUCGACUGGUUAAGAGAAGAAACAGAAAAUGCAAAUGACGCUAUAAAUUUUUCGGUGUUCACGUAUGAUGAUGAUCAAGAUACUGAAGAAGAGCCGCUGAAUAAAAUUAUUUUUCAAUUGAAGUCAGUUAUUUUUAAGAGAAGACGCGAAGGCUUUGAUAUAUUUCCAGUUGAUAUUGAAGAUUAUCGUUGUCGUAUCAACAGAGUAUUGAACGCUCCAAGUGAAGAUGAUAUGAAGAAACUUUAUAAUCGUCUAAAUGAAAUGGAUAAAGAUAUGAAUAGUAUAAAUAAUGUAGACGGAGAAGAAAGAUCAUUAAGAACUCAAUUAACCGAAACGGAAUCCAGUCUAAAAUCACUAGACGAAAACUUACGUGACCAUGAAUCUCAGAUAGCUAAGUUAAAGUCUUUAGACGAAGAGCGCACAAAAGUUUUAGAGGAACUUGAAUUAAAAAUCAAAGAAGCAGAACAACAGUUGGCUACAGUACGUGCAAAAGUAAAGGAACAAGAAGAUGCUGGUUAUGGACGAUUAGCUCAGGAAUAUAUUAUGCUUCGGGAACGUGUCGAUGCUCGAUUGCAUGCUAAAGAUGAUUUGAUUAAAGAAGUUGAACGAAAAGAAUUGGAUUAUACACGUUCAGAAGGCACCAUUGCCCCUACUUUGGACGCUUAUAAUCGUCUUGUCGGAUCAUUAAGGAAACCACCGUUUUCACAGAUCACCAAAAGCUGUAAUUUGGAAGUUUGUACAUACCGCAAAGGAUUCGAUAUUGCUAAGCAAUUACCAUUGCUAGUUCAAAAUGUGAAGGCUUGUGUUGAACAAUUGACUUUGGCUUUGACUUCUAAAGAACAACGACUAAGUGAAUUGAUUGAACAUCUCGAAACUCUUCAAUCGUCAAUCGAUAGUUCAGAACUGCCAGAUGUACAAGCUAAACUGGAUGAAGUAAAAAUAGAUUUGGCUAAACUAGAUGAACUUUUGGCAGAAGAAUACAGUGCACAUGCAAAAGCAGAAGAAGAAUAUGUUAAUUUAUGUUCUCACAGAGCCAAAGAAUUAGAACAGUUAAAAAAACAGUUAACUGAUGAUGAACAACGUCAGACGGAGUUAAGCGGUAAACUUGAAGAAAUAAUUCAGGAAAGAGUUAAAAUCACCUCUUAUAUUGAAAAUAUUAAUCAACAAUUAUCAGUGUUUGUUCCUUACAUUGAGUCUUAUUUCAAAACUAAGGAGUCUGCUAGUCGUACCUGGCAGAUGCAUAUAAACAUACUGCGCGAAGAAGUUCAAAGUUCAGCUCGUCGUAUUGAAAGCAAAGUUAGAAAAGCACUUGAAGAAAAUUCUUUAUCUGAAUAGCAUUUUUACCAAGAGAUUGACUUUUUCUUGCAACUAACUUCCAUUGAUUUUUGUUAAUAUUUCAUUUUAUUAAAAUGUCAUUGUUUUCCAAUAAACCCGUUCACAAUAGUGUC
Molecule: messenger RNA, 4296 nt
Organism: Schistosoma spindalis
Lineage: Eukaryota; Metazoa; Platyhelminthes; Trematoda; Strigeidida; Schistosomatidae
Source: the annotation of a GenBank genome assembly